Molecule: messenger RNA, 2613 nt
Organism: Triticum urartu
Lineage: Eukaryota; Viridiplantae; Streptophyta; Magnoliopsida; Poales; Poaceae
Source: RefSeq, a predicted model, not a curated record
GACCCCCCCCUUCUGCCCCCGAUUCCCCUUCUCCUCCCCGAGACCUAAACCUAGCGCAGCGGCGGCACGAGUGAGGAGCGAGGCACCCAGCGGCGGCGCGAGCGAGGCACCCAGCGGCGGUGGCGCGAGCGAAGCACCCAGCGGCGGCACAUGGAGGAGGGCGAGGUGGACGACGGCCAUGGGCGAGGCGGCCAUGGUGGGGAGGCAGGGGGCGGCCAACUCUUGGAGGACGGGCAAGGCCGCCAUGGUGGGGAGGCGGGGGGCGGCCAACUCCUGGAGGACGGGCGAGGCAGCCAUGGUGGGGAGGCGGGGGGCGGCCAACCCCUGGAGGACGGGCGAGGCGGCCAUGGUGGGGAGGCGGGGGGCGGCCAACCUGCUGACGACGGGCAAAGCGGCCAUGGUGGGGAGGUGGAGGGCGGCCAUGGUGGGGAGGCCGGCUGUGCGGCGGUCUCAGCCUUGCGUGGUAAAGGCGCAACACCAGAGCAAGGCCAAGUAUCACCGAGGGAUGCGGCUACAUCGGCUUGUCUAGAUGGGAUGGAUCAAAAUUCAACUUAUGUGCUAAAAAUCAAUUUGCUUGGCAACCCAAAAAAGGCUAGAAAGGAUAUCAAAUGCUUCUGUUUUGAUAAGGUUAUUGAUUCCGACUUAACAAAUUAUAAGGACUUGGUUGAAUCAAUCGUAGAGCAGUACUCGCCUCGUUAUUUGGAAGUUGCACAUGUUCAGUAUUAUGAUGAUGUUCUUAAAAUCUACCCUGAAGUAACAUCUGACCAAGAAUUGGUGCCGAUGUUUGAGAAACACUCUAAGACAAAGGUUGUGCACAUGUUUGUUGCAUAUUGUGAUCCAUCGGAACCAUAUGAGCCUAUAACGGAGUGGCAUAGUGAUGCGCAUAGCCAACCUAACAACAUAGAACAAGAUAAUGAUGAUGAUUAUCUUCGCAACCCAGUACCUGAGAAUGAGCAUGUUGGUGUUGAUGAGGAAAAUAUUUAUUUAGAGGAUGAACCUGUACCUCUUAUCAUGGUUCCUUGUUCCAACAAAGAAAAGGACAAAGACUAUGUUCCUGAUCAUGAGAGCGAGGUUGAGAGCGAGGUUGAGAGCGAGGAUGAGAGCAUGUCAGAGGUUGAAGUAGAGGAAGAUGAGGAAUAUCACGAGGCAGAUCAUGCACCACACAUUGAAUAUAAUAAAUUAGAUCCUCCAAUGAACGAAGGAAGAAAAUAUCCCAAUAUGGCAGAGUUUAAAUUGGCGCUUUCUCAGCAUGCAAUCAAACAUGAAUUUGAGUUUGACACCGAAAAGAGUGCACCACAUAGGUUCAGAGCUUAUUGUUCAAGAAGGGAUGAAGAUAAGUGUCCAUGGAGGAUAUAUGCUUCUACAAUGGAAGAUGAGUGCACAGUAAUGGUGAGAAAGAACCCUUGUGGUCAUGAUUGCUCUAGUACAAAAAGAAAAAAGAAGUUGAAGAAUGCAAACAAGCGGUGGAUAUGUGAGCACGUGAAGGACUGGCUAAUUGAGGAUGCAACUCUAGGACCAAAGGCAUUGCGAAAGAAGCUUAAAGAGCAUCAUGGAAUCGACAUCAACUCUAAGAGAGUCUAUAUGGGUAAGCUGCUAGCCUUGAAGGAACUAUAUGGUGAUUGGGAUACAAGCUUUGAUAAUCUUUAUAGUUUCAAGUCGCAAAUUGAAAGUUGCUGCCCCGGUAGCAUAGUGAUCAUUGAUCAUCACACAACAAAAGAUAAAAUCAGAUUUAAAAGAAUUUUUGUUGCUUUGAAGCCUUGCAUCGAUGGGUUUCUUAAUGGCUGCAGGCCAUACUUGGCAGUAGAUAGCACCUUCUUGACAGGCAGGUUCAAGGGGCAGCUGGCUAGUGCUACCGCCGUUGAUGGCCAUAGUUGGAUGUAUCCAGUUUGUAUGGGUGUUUUUGAUUCUGAAACUAAUGAGAAUUGGACCUGGUUCAUGCAAAUGGUUAGACAAGCUAUAGGAUCCCCAAGGGGUUUAACCAUAUGCACCGAUGCUGGGCAACCAGUGAUGACAGGUGUAAAAGAAGUGUUCCAAGAGGCUGAACAUAGGGAAUGUAUGUUUCACUUGGUGUCCAACUUCAAGAAGAAGUUUCAUGGAAAGGUGUUUGAUGACCACCUUUGGGCUGCUGCUUACUCAUGGAACCCAUAUAUAUUUGAAAAAAAUUGGGCUGCAAUGGACAUAGCAAAGCCAGCGGCAACUGCAUAUCUUAGGAGGUGGCACACUAGGUUGUGGUCUAGGAGUCAGUUCUCAACAAUUUCCAAGGUGGAUUAUGUUACAAACAACUUGGCUGAGUGCUUCAAUAAUUGGAUUAAGCAUCACAAGUCCUUGAACUUGGACGACUUCUUUGAUAAGGUUAGGCAGAUGAUUAUGAUCAUGUGGAACCGAAGGAGGAAAGUAGCAAGGAAGUUGGUUGGGUUGAUUCUUCCCCACAUAAUUAAGAAGUUGAAUGCAAAGACUAGAGAAUUAAACUUGGAGGUGGUAGAAAGCUCAGAAGAAGUCGCUGAAGUGACAGCAUUGGGAGGCAGCGGCUUAGGUUUGUGGUCAACUUGCUUGACAGGACAUGUUCUUGUAGACAAUGGCAAGUUUCUGGCCUUCCUUGCAAGCAUGGUCUAG